Molecule: messenger RNA, 1758 nt
Organism: Phyllotreta striolata
Lineage: Eukaryota; Metazoa; Arthropoda; Insecta; Coleoptera; Chrysomelidae
Source: the annotation of a GenBank genome assembly
AUGGUUAGCGGAAUAGAACACAUCGGCCAAAAGAGCCGAGUCAUUUUGGAGAGGAAAUUCGGCUUAGCCCAUUUGGGCGUCCCCGUCUUAAUGAUCAGCUUAAAUAAACCAAAUAAUUUGGCCCAAUUGGCUAGGUUUCUGAGCGAGAAGCUGAUGGGCGGCUUGCCGUACAGCGUAUGGGUCAACGUUCCCAUGAUACAUCCUUCCAGAAACAGCCCAUUAGCGGAGCAAGAUGACUCGAUACGGCAAAGCGCCGCCGGCGCUAUGGACAUUAAAAACUGCGUGGAAAACACUGAAAUCGUAAAUAUAGUGGAAAAACAACAAAUAAACAAUAGUGGAGGUGCAAAAGCUACUUCUCAAACGUGCAAUAGUGGCAGAAUCGAAAAAAAACCGAGGAUGGGGAAGCGCGCCGACAGCGUCCCGAAAAAAACCAGGCAGGAACUUCAGGAAGAGAAUGAAAAACUAAGAGAAAAACUGGAGGAGCUCCAAGCAACGGUAGAAAAGCUGAAGGAAAUGAUGGAACGUGGCGAGAAGAGAAGAAAGACAAAGGUUAGUGAAAACGUAAACCCUAAUACAGAACUAGACAACGAGAAAAAGUACAAAAGCGCCUCCGUUCCACAAACAAUGGAAACAGAGGUCGCAAAUGAAAUUGAGAUCGAACAGGACGACCUAAGCGGGUUCGUCGAAGUAAUACGACACAAAAAUAGGCAGAAACGCACUAAUAUGAGUCAAAAAACCGAUAACAUACCGAAUAAUAAUAACCCGAAACCCAUAGAAAAAACAGCCAGACCGCCAGCAAUUAUAGUUAGGGAGGAGCCAAAAACCCUAACGCAGAUAUUAAACACAGUCAACGUUACCGCGUACAAAAUAUUCGCGAAAAAUAACGAAACAUGCGUUUUAAAAACGGACAACAUGGAAGCGUACAAAAAAUCAAUUAGUAUCCUAGACAAAACCGAAUCACAAAAAUACACAUAUACACCGGCAACGGAAAAACCCCAGACGACCAUUCUCAAGGGAUUAGGGAAAAACCAUACAGACGCAGAAAUUAAAUCGUUUAUUAACGACCGCGCGCCGGACGUCAGGAUUAUCAACAUUAAAAGAUUACAAACCAGACGGUCGUUAAGAGAGGACUACAUAAUACCGAUAUACAUAAUACAAAUAUCCCCGGACAGCAAUUUAAAAUCAAUUACCGAAAUAGACACACUAAACAAUAUAGCAGUUACUUGGAAUAAACUAAAGAAAACCGGCAAAACCCAAUGCCGGAGAUGCCAACGAAUAGGCCACGUUAGCCUUAACUGUACAAUGCCGUACAGGUGCGUAAAAUGCAUCGAAGAACACAAACCAGGGGAAUGCCCAAUAACCGAAAAAGUACAACCCGAAAAAUUAUACUGCGUAUUAUGCAAAAAAUACGGACAUCCGGCAUCGUAUGGGAAAUGCCCGGUCAAAUUUAAUAGGGCAAGUAAUAAUACCGUAACAAACCAAAUCUCCGCAAAACCGCGGCAGGAACCGAGAGUGAUAAAAGCUACUAGGCCGGUUACAGCAAAUAUCCAGUAUGCACAAGUAGCCCGAAAUACCAGGCAAGAAGACACAAAAACCAACAAAGAAAAUGCGCCGGAACCAGAAAAAACCCUAAUGGAUGCAAUUUUACAAGAAAUGAGAAAUCAAUUCGGUCUGAUAAAUAAGCGACUAACUAAAUUAGAGGAAGACGUCAGCGUGAACAAUGCCCUGAUGAAUUACAACGAAGAAGACUACGAAUAA